UUCAAUCUCAGUCUCUCAUUCAAAAUAUAUAAAGACCUCUGCUUCUUCUCUUCCUCUGUCUCCUGCUAAAUUCAAUUUUUGCUCACAUGGGUAGGCUCAAUCCUAUACUUGUUUGGUCGCUUUGCCUUAGUUUGUGCCUCUUUCUCUGUCCCACAUCGGCGCAGCUAAAAACAAACUUCUAUGCCAACGUCUGCCCCAAUGUCGAAAACAUUGUAAAAAAUGUCGUCACUCAGAAAUUUCAACAAACAUUUGUUACAGUCCCAGCAACCAUCCGUCUCUUUUUUCAUGAUUGCUUUGUCCAGGGUUGUGAUGCUUCGGUUUUAGUUGCUUCCACUGGAAACAACAAAGCAGAGAAGGAUCAUCCAGAUAAUCUGUCAUUAGCUGGAGAUGGUUUUGAUACAGUGAUCAAAGCCAAAGCAGCAGUUGAUGCAGUUCCUCAGUGCAAAAACAAAGUCUCUUGUGCUGAUAUUCUUGCCUUGGCCGCCAGAGAUGUCAUUGUUCUGUCUGGUGGACCUUCGUAUGCUGUUGAGUUGGGGAGAUUGGACGGGCUAAGUUCAAGUUCUAAAAAUGUAGGUGGGAAGCUCCCCCAGCCAAGCUUCAAUUUGAACCAGCUCAAUUCCAUGUUUGCUGCCCAUGGGUUGUCCCAGGCUGACAUGGUCGCUCUUUCAGCGGCGCACACCGUUGGAUUCUCUCAUUGCAACAGGUUUUCCAAUCGGAUUUACAGCUUCAGCCCAGGGAACCCAGUGGACCCCAGUCUCGACAAAACUUAUGCAACUCAACUCCAACAGAUGUGUCCAAAAAAUGUGGACCCCGACAUAGCCAUCAACAUGGACCCAAACACGCCCAGAACCUUUGACAAUGUCUAUUUCAAGAAUCUUGAACUUGGGCAAGGCCUUUUUACGUCAGACCAGGUCCUUUUCACGGACGCGAGGUCUCAGCCCACGGUAAAAACCUGGGCCAAAGACAACGCUGCUUUUCAACAGGCUUUUAUUACCGCGAUGACCAAGCUGGGCCGGGUCGGAGUCAAGACCGGCAAUAACGGAAAUAUUCGUAGCGAUUGUAGUGUUCUUAACUAAGAGGGAAAUAUUUGGGUUUUUUUAUAAAAAAAAUUUGAAGGAUGGCAAAAUUCAGCUUCGGGUUUUCUCUGUUUUUUUUUAAAUAAAAAAAUAACAAUCAUUUUAUUUUAUUUAGCUGGCGGUAUAUGUAAUAAUGGUUAGGAUGGCAAGAUGUCAAUCUGCAAUAGACAACUGGACUUGAGAGCCCCAUUCAAUUUGUUCACAUGAAGGCCGCAAUAAUUUCCAGAUUCUCGUUAUAAAUUAAUUUGCACAAAGAAGACUUUUGACUCUGUCUGGUGCAUUAUUUUAUAAGUCUUCCUUUUGUUGUCAUGUAGACCCCAACGCUGAGUCAUUUGAAGGAGAUUUGAUUUUUCUU
Prunus mume (Japanese apricot) is the source of this 1431-nucleotide messenger RNA. RefSeq names its product peroxidase 51-like. Gene Ontology annotation, biological process: hydrogen peroxide catabolic process; response to oxidative stress. The record is from RefSeq and is a predicted model, not a curated record. NCBI's taxonomy places the organism in Eukaryota, Viridiplantae, Streptophyta, Magnoliopsida, Rosales, Rosaceae. Gene Ontology annotation, molecular function: heme binding; peroxidase activity.